UAUCUACAUCAGAAUUUGGUUUAUACUCUUGUUCCUUAAACCAAAAAAUAAAAGAAAAAAGGUUUAAACCUCAGUGUUUACCAUCCAAAAAACAAAUUAAUUAAAAAAUAGAGGGAAAAUAAACCCUUGAGAGAGGAAGAUGAAAAGAGAGAAGGGCAAGUGGAGGUUCUUCUUCAUAUUUAUUUCCAUGAAUGUCCAUUCCAGAAGAAUUGGCAGGUUAACUCAAGUUUGAACUUUUCAACAGUCUUAGAAUUACUAGUUGUGUGGCAGUUAAGAUGGAUGGUGCUAAGAGAACAGCUGAAAUUUCGGAAAGGACUACUUCCCAAUUUAUUGAUAAUAAUAAUAAUUCUCAGAAUGAUUCUGAAAUCCCAGCAGGAGUAUCAAUACCUCCUUUGGGCUCAAAUAAUCAUAAUAUUCUGUCCAUGCUGUUGCCUCCAAGUCCACUCCACUUCAAGCCAUUCUCAUACAUGCCAUUCUCAUACUCGAACGAAUCUUCUGACAGCUUAAGUCCCGCCAUAGGGUCGAGUGUUAACCAGCAGCCAAAUACUCAAGGCUCUGACAUUACCUUAAGUUCAUUUGAGGACAAUGCUUUUUCAGGAACUGAGGGAAGCCAUUCAAAAAUAAUUGGUUUAAAAGAUUGUGAUGGUGAAGAGUUUCCUUCUUCAAAUGAAUGGGAUUAUCACAAGGAUGAUAUUAGGAAUACAGAGUAUUCAUAUCUAUCAAUGUCAGAUUCUCCUCACCAACAUCGUGCUCCUAUGACUGUUGGUUCUUCUUCUUCUGCUGGAAAUGUACCUUCUGAAAUGGAAGACAUUGAGUUUGGAGGGAAGAUUGUUCCUGCUACUGCGGUUGAGCUUACUCCUAACAUGAAUUCUACACAUACCGGAGAAUCUGAAACUGCACUUACAGCUCCUCCUUCUCUUGAGGACUCUGAUGUUCCUCAGGUGGAUAGACCAUCAUAUGUAUGUCGUGAUCUGAAUAUUACAGAUUAUCUAGCCCAGCGACGUGCUCAGGUGGCUUCUAUUGCAAAUCCUUCUUUACGUGCCUUUAUGGAAGCUCAGCUAGUUACGCAGACUUUUUACUUGCUCAAUAAUAACGCAGUUGCUAUACAGUUGCAGAAUUAUAAUUCUCUUCCCUUGGAGGAUGAAGACAACGCCGAUGAUGCUGAUGAGACUGAGGAUGACGAGGAAGAAGAAACUGAGGAUAUGACUAACGAAGAGCCCAUAUUAGAAGGAGAGCAAGAGGCUCUUGUUGAUGAUGGGCUGGAUGAAGAAGCAAUUGUGGAAGCACUCAGAACCGAGAAAUACAUUUCUUCUACAAGUACUAUGGCUUGCGGAUGCACUGUGUGCUGGGAACAGUACAAGGAUGGAGAAGAUUUGGGAAUACUAGAUUGUGAUUCCAAACAUAAAUUUCAUUACAAGUGCAUCAAAAGAUGGUUGAUGCGCCAAAACUCUUGCCCUCUUUGCAGGAUGAAUGGCAUAAUUCUUUGAUACAUGGCUUAUCGUCCUGUUAUGCUGUAGGAUGUAACCCCCUUCCCUUUUAUUUUAUUUUUGGAUAAUUUUUACACAGUUGGAAUUAUUGUUGCGUAAAUUAGAGGGAAAUUCAGAUACAGUAUUUUGUUGUUGUUGUAAGAAAUACCAUCUUUUAAAAAGAUGGAGUUUGUGUUUCUAAUUGUACUUUUUCUUCCUUUCU
Molecule: messenger RNA, 1689 nt
Organism: Beta vulgaris subsp. vulgaris (sugar beet)
Lineage: Eukaryota; Viridiplantae; Streptophyta; Magnoliopsida; Caryophyllales; Amaranthaceae
Exons: 10
Coding region: 276-1487 (403 amino acids)
Molecular function (GO): ubiquitin protein ligase activity
Source: RefSeq, a predicted model, not a curated record